AUGCCUGCUGUCGUGCCCAUACUUCCGCCUAGCGUCCUCCCGGACUACAAGCACUAUACCCCCGAAUACAACCUUGACGACCUCGUCCGGGACAUCAAAGCAUAUCUAGGAACCAGCGGGGGCAUUUCAUCCGAGGAAGUGGAUAACGAAUACUUAAUCUCGCUGGCGCACAAGUACAUUUCAGAUCCGAAUGACUGGGCCCAGUAUUUCUACAACGACACAAGCAAAAACUACACCCGCAACGCCAUCGAGAACAUCAACCAGAAAGCAAAUAUCCUCCUCCUCGUCUGGAACCCCGGGAAAGGCUCUCCCGUCCACGACCACGCCAACGCCCACUGCAUCAUGAAGAUCCUGGCCGGCACUCUCCAAGAAACGGUCUAUCGGAUCCCGGACCAGGCAUCCGAGCGGGCCCCGCUGGAGAUCAAGUCUGAUACGAGACAUACCAUGAACGAUGUGGCUUAUAUCUCGGAUGACAUCGGGCUACAUCGUGUCUAUAACCCGAGUAGUGACCAAGUGGCUGUGUCUUUGCACUUGUACACUCCACCCAAUGCCGCCGACUAUGGGUAUAAUGUCUACAACGAAGCGACGGGCAAGGCGUGCUUCAUGCCUCAGGCCAAGUCUGUGUCGAAAGAGUGA
This is a messenger RNA of Penicillium olsonii, 636 nucleotides long. The record is from the annotation of a GenBank genome assembly. Lineage: Eukaryota; Fungi; Ascomycota; Eurotiomycetes; Eurotiales; Aspergillaceae.